This is a messenger RNA of Talaromyces rugulosus, 975 nucleotides long. RefSeq lists its product as uncharacterized. The transcript has 3 exons. The record is from RefSeq and is a predicted model, not a curated record. Gene Ontology annotation, cellular component: membrane. Gene Ontology annotation, biological process: transmembrane transport; carbohydrate transport. Gene Ontology annotation, molecular function: carbohydrate:proton symporter activity. NCBI's taxonomy places the organism in Eukaryota, Fungi, Ascomycota, Eurotiomycetes, Eurotiales, Trichocomaceae. The coding region runs from base 1 to 975 and encodes 324 amino acids.
AUGGGCGAUUUCAUCGGUCGUCGUCUUGGCUUGAUCGCGUCUACAUUUCCCUUAUAUCAAUCCGAAACUGCUCCCAAAUGGAUUCGCGGAUUUAUUGUCGGCUCCUAUCAACUCGCCAUCACUGUUGGUCUUCUCCUCUCUGCUGUGUUGAAUAACGCCACACAUAAUCGAAACGACACUGGAUCCUACCGCAUUCCUAUUGCUGUCCAAUUUGCAUGGGCUCUCAUUCUCAUUGGCGGCAUGCUUGUUCUCCCUGAAACGCCCCGUUACAUGAUUAAACGGGACAACCAAGAAGCCGCGGCACAGAGCCUAACCAAACUUAGGCGCCUUCCAACAGAUCAUCCUGCCAUUGUGGAGGAACUCGCUGAGAUAUAUGCGAAUCAUGAAUAUGAAAUAAGCUUGGGCAGCGGAGGUUAUCUCGAAUGCUUCCAAGGGAAUCUCGGAAAACGUCUGUUAACUGGUUGCUUUCUUCAGGGGCUCCAGCAACUAACCGGUAUUAACUUUAUCUUCUAUUACGGUACACAGUUCUUCAAGAACUCGGGAUUCAAGAACGAGUUCGUAAUUAGCUUGAUUACUAGCUGUGUGAACACUGGUUCUACCUUUCCCGGUCUAUAUGCCAUUGAUAAGUGGGGCAGACGUCCCGUAUUGCUGUGGGGUGCUAUAGGCAUGACUAUAUCUCAGCUAAUCGUUGCUGUUGUGGGCACUACCACAACCAGCCAGAACGAAACAGGAACUAUCAUUGUUCACAACUUCGCCGCCCAGAAGGCUGCUAUUGCCUUCAUUUGUAUCUAUAUAUUUUUCUUCGCGGCGUCGUGGGGUCCUUCUGCUUGGGUUGUGACAGGAGAAAAUUUUCCUUUGAAAACCCGAGCCAAGUGUCUCACUAUAACCACUGCCACCAAUUGGCUCCUCAACUGGGUGCUUAGCUUCGCAACCCCGUACCUGGUGAACUAUGGCCCAGGUAAUGCGAAUCUAUAA